AUGCCCCGGCUUGUCCGCCGCCGACCGUUGGCGGAACGCAUCAAGUCCUACUUGAACCCUUUGGACUUUCUGCUGUGGCUCUCGGAGGAGAUCGAUACACACGACUGGGAUCAGUUUGAGAAGGACUGGGCGCUCCCUGUGGGCAUCGCUCUGAAUCUGGUCUUUCUGAUUGCCAGGGCCAAUAGUCAGUCGAGCAGUAGUCAAGCUAUCGAUGAUGUCUUUGGCGACGAGGGAGGCACCCCGGUGCUAAGCUGGUUUGCCUCCUUUGUCGUCCAUCUCCUUAUUGUCUUUGCCGCUCUCAACACCUUCUAUACCUUCUAUCGGAAGCGACACUAUCGCCUGUUUGAAGCCUCAAUCGAUCGAGCCCCCGCGACACCGUCCGCUCAUCGGGUACGGGUGAAUUCUACGCCAGUGAUCUCUUCGCCGCUAAAAUACUUGGCCGAAUCGAUAUCAUCGAAGUCCGCUCAGUCGAGAGCACACCCUGAUGCGCAGCGCGACGUGUGGGAGCUUGCAGUCUGGGACCCUUCGCCCAUUUGCAUUCGGUUGUUCUGCCUUUUCAGUCCCGGGCAUGUCUUGGUCUACUGGCUUUUCCUACCCACUCAGCUAUCCGACCCUCGCCCGAGCGUUACGAUCGUGACUACCGUCUUUUUUGCAACCCUACUCUCCGUACAGAUGUCAUUUCUCUCCUCGUCGUAUGUUCAGCAAGCGAAGGAUUCUAUGUUGGUUCAUAAGGAGGUUCUCCGCGAAUAUGAUACCAAAUACGUGCACCCGCGGACUCAGCCUGUGAUGAGAGAUGUGGGCACUCAGUUCUCCGAAUCCGACUCGGACGUUAAGCAAAACAAGGUCGAUACUUUUACACCCACUCAUGUCAUCCACCGGGGAUUUAAAACGAGUCCCAACCCCAACUAUGUCAGCCACGUGGAUCCUGAAGGUCGGUCGUCCGGGCGUCAUUCUCUAGCAGGUACCCCCACUGGUGUUGCCAGUCGUCCAAGCGCACUUCAGACUCCGAGCCACCUACGGGAUGCGUCUCCUCUUGUCCGCACCUCGAUUCGUCAACCUCAAUUCCGACAGACCCCAACAGGCACGGGUGAUGGCGGUAGUCUCGGCAUUUAUUCGCAUGCCAACUCGCCGUUGAAGAAGUCCGCGUCGACCAGUUUCGACCGUCGUCUUACAAGCAAUGGAGACUUCUUCUACAAAGAGCGUGGCGCCAGCGCCGUGAAGAGGCCAUCUAGUCCACUUAAGAAAAGCAAUGUUCCCGGAGGGGGAAGUCCCAUGAUCGCAGGACCGAGACGGAGUCUCGCUGACACGACGCGCCGCGAAACUGGACGUUUUUGA
Molecule: messenger RNA, 1335 nt
Organism: Aspergillus heteromorphus CBS 117.55
Lineage: Eukaryota; Fungi; Ascomycota; Eurotiomycetes; Eurotiales; Aspergillaceae
Product: Nur1/Mug154 family protein
Exons: 2
Coding region: 1-1335 (444 amino acids)
Biological process (GO): regulation of exit from mitosis; maintenance of rDNA
Source: RefSeq, a predicted model, not a curated record